UAUGUGCAUAGACUUAUAGGACAGAUUUAUCAAGGCACAAAGAACAAAAGCCGAGCAAGUACAGGUGCUACCAAGAGGUCACAGACCUCUGAAGUUUUACCCCUAGUUCUGUGUCCUGGGCAGAAGGCAGGAGGUAAGAAAGAAAACACAUUACAUCCUGGAAAGUGUGGAUCAGUCGGGAUUAUGAGAAAGCAGUUGGUCAUUGAGAGGCAAAUGUUACCAGUGUUCCAGCUAAACUGCCCAAAACAAUUUUUUUUUAAAAUUAGAGUUUGAAAAUUGUCGUAAGACUAGAAAGUCAGAGGAAACAUUUCUGGUUCUAGAAUGCUGUGGUUUGUUGUGAGAACGGAUCUAAACUUCUUAGAGACGUAGAACAUGUUCAAAGGCAACCAGUUUCUUCGUGUUCUGACUCCUAGCUAGAAGGAACCAAAGCCACACUUGGCUCUGAGGAUGAUGCGUCUGUAUUCACUUCACCCUUUCAGUCACAGUCUCUUCCUGAGGAGCAUCAGCAGGUGACUCCCAUUUGGGGGUGAGAGAAAAGCAACCUGGAGAAAAAUAGCUUUGAAAGAAACUGCCCUCCCAAGAAAGAUGAAGAUUACAUGGCCUGUAAGUUGAUUUUCACAGUUUAUUGUUCAAAACACAAUCAAGAACAAACUCAACUAAAAUGUCCAGGAACGAGAUGUGUCUUGGAAAAGUGUAAGAGCUGUUCACAAAAGGGAGGAAAAUUCUUCUCUAUUCAUGGGCUCCAUCUCUUGUCUCUUCAGUGGACAGUUACAUCUGUUGCAAUGUGCCCUGGGCACAGCAAUGUUCUGGGGUCACUUUGUCCUUACAACACAGGCUCUCUUUUGCUCCUUGGUGAGUGGUUAUUAGACUUGGUGGCCCAGGAGGUAGCUCUCCUUCCCACUCCCUUCCUCCCUCUUUUCCUCCCUUUUCCUAGUCGUUCUUUUAAAGAAAUGGUCCAAGACUCGUACUUGCUACUUUUAGAGGGAAAGGCUCAGAGAAUGAACUCAAGAGAGGACAUUGGAAGAUGAGGUGAGGUUGGGAGGGGCAGUGGUGCUCUGAGUAGCCCCUGUCUCUUCUUAGAGGGAACUGAGACAGUCAUUGUCUGGGACUGUUCCCUAGAAUGUGCAGCAGAAGUGACAGAGAAAACGAGUCAGUACACCUUAAGGCUGGCCCCAGAACCACUGUGGAAACCCUGUUGGUAAAAUCUCUGCCAGGUCAGGACCUGCCUGGCAUAGAGGAAGUUGAAGUCUUCUCGGUAUCUCACAAAAGAAAAUUAAUUAAAUACAUAAUUUAGCUUAGUUUAGCUUAUUCCUUAUGGAUUUAUUUGAUGUACAUGGGGUUGGGCUAUAGGGUUGGGUUUUGUUGUUGUUGUUGUUGUUGUUGUUGUUGUUUUGUUUUGUUUUGUUUUUCCCUCAGAUCGCAGAGGAGAAGGGUAAAAACAAGGCUUUCCCCUUAUCUGGAAGCUUCCUUAGAACUGAAUGUCCCCAUUGGAAACUGAGAAUCUCUUGUCAGCUAGUGGAGGCCUGUGCUGUCUACUCAAACCCUAUUCCAGAGCACAAUUUUCCAGGCAAGGGGUGAAAGGGACAACAACCAACAGAAAUAACUGAAGCAAAAAGAAUCUUUCCUGUAUUGCCCUCUUCUGGGUGUCUCCAACAGAGCAGGCGGAGAGCCCAAAGGCAGCCUCUUGGGUGAAUCAGUGCUUGCUCUUUUCUUCAGAACAUGGCCUGAAACUUUGCUUACAGAAGAUUCGACGAAGAUUUUUCUCCAGGGCCACUGGGCAGCUUGCAGGAAGUACUGUUCUCUGGUUGAGCCCACUCUCCUUGGCUUCCUGUACAUCUGUGUGCAUGUCUGGGGGGGGGGGGUCACUCCAUGUGGACUCGGUAGCUUUUGUCUGUAUCUGGACAACAGGGUAUGUGUCCAUGCAUUCGAUCUAUUCCUUAGACACCUCUUUAUUCCUCCAGUACUGAUGUUAGCGUUUCUAUACGUUUUCUAAGUGUGUUCUCGCACACUUACAGUGUGAAGACCUUCUGUGGAUGCCAGAUGAAGAGGAGACCUUAGGGAUCUGAGUUGGGAAGAGAAGGUGUAUGUACAAAGGAAGCUUCUGGACUUUGGGUGAACUGUGAGGUCAGUCCAUGGUAUUCCGCUCCCCCCUAGACCUCUAUUCCUCCCACUUCUUGUUGCCAAACUUCGCCGAUUCCCACCACUGCUCCCUACUUCUGGCGAGUAGCGGCGGCGGGAGCGGUGCGGGCGGCGGCGGCGGCGCGGGAGGAGGAGGAGGCGGCGGCGGCGGCGGCGGCGGGAACCGUGCGGGAGGCGGCGGUGCUGGCGGAGCAGGCGGCGGCGGCGGCGGCGGCGGCGGCGGCGGCGGCUCCAGGGCCCCCCCGGAAGAGUUGUCCAUGUUCCAGCUGCCCACCCUCAACUUCUCGCCGGAGCAGGUGGCCAGCGUCUGCGAGACGCUGGAGGAGACGGGCGACAUCGAGCGGCUGGGCCGCUUCCUCUGGUCGCUGCCCGUGGCCCCCGGGGCGUGCGAGGCCAUCAACAAACACGAGUCGAUCCUGCGCGCGCGCGCGGUCGUCGCCUUCCACACCGGCAACUUCCGCGACCUGUACCACAUCCUGGAGAACCAUAAGUUCACCAAGGAGUCUCACGGCAAGCUGCAGGCCAUGUGGCUCGAGGCGCACUACCAGGAGGCCGAGAAGCUGCGCGGCCGCCCGCUCGGUCCGGUGGACAAGUACCGCGUGCGCAAGAAGUUCCCUCUGCCGCGCACCAUCUGGGACGGCGAGCAGAAGACCCAUUGCUUCAAGGAGCGGACUCGGAGCCUGCUGCGGGAGUGGUAUCUGCAGGAUCCCUACCCCAACCCCAGCAAGAAACGCGAACUGGCGCAGGCCACCGGCCUCACCCCCACACAAGUAGGCAACUGGUUUAAGAACCGGCGACAGCGCGACCGCGCAGCGGCGGCUAAGAACAGGCUCCAGCACCAGGCCAUCGGGCCGAGCGGGAUGCGCUCGUUGGCUGAGCCCGGCUGCCCCACACACGGCUCAGCAGAGUCACCGUCCACGGCGGCCAGCCCGACCACCAGUGUGUCCAGCCUGACCGAGCGCGCGGACACCGGCACUUCGAUCCUCUCGGACAAGCACGGCUUCUCCUUUUGGUUCCCACGGACCCGGCACCCCACCUGCAUGACGAUUUAUUUGUAUCUGGGAAAAUAUUCUCUCUAGUUUAAAAUGAUUUAAAGAGUCGACUAUACAAAAAAAAAAAUCAAACAAACAACAACAACAACAACAAAAACACCACCACCGCCGCCGCGACAAGACGACAAAAGCAAACAGACAAAAAGAAAAAAAAUGUGACAUCUCUGUUCUGAAUUUGUUGUUUAAAAAAAAAGGAAAGAAAGAAAGGAAAAAACUCCUCGAGAGAAAUAGCACAUGUUUCUUCCUUCUGUUGCUCUUUUCUCCUUUAGCCCCCUCUCUCUCCCUCCCCAUCUCUCUCUCUUUCUCUCUGUUUUUAAGUCCAAGUAUUGGUCAAACAAGAUGCAAUUCUCUGUUUUUGUUCAGCCGACAAUCAUGCCCUUCGUAAGCACCUUUCUCUCCACUCUGUCACUGCCUGUGUGGGUACUGGUUAUAAAUGUGGAAAAAGAAUAGUUAUGACUGUAACAGAUUUUUAUUUUUAUUUCAAAAUUUUAUAUGAAUUAUGUAUAUCUUAAUGAUCAGUCAUUUUCCCAGUUUGUAAUAUAUGUGUAGAAAUUGCUUGUAUAUGAUACCUGCUCUUUCUCCUCUCCCUUCUCUCUCUCCUCCCUCCUUCCCGGCCCACUCACCUCUUUCCUUUUGGGGAUUCUCAGCGUCGACUUGGCAGUCGAGGCUUGGCGAGGUGGUCAGGGUUAGAGCGAGAGAGAGAGAGAGACCCCGUCGCUAGCGAAAGCAGAGAGUGAGACCGUAGUAUUCUUAUGCAAAAGCUAUUCAAGUUUUUCCUUGCCGCUUUGGAGGCCCCAUUCACUCCCGUAGGGCGCUUUUACUGUUAUCUUAACUGCGUGUUUAUCUAUAUGUAAAAACUUUCUAAAGCAAAUACAGUAUUCUCCAUUUUCUUAUCACUCCCA
Molecule: messenger RNA, 4093 nt
Organism: Arvicanthis niloticus (Nile rat)
Lineage: Eukaryota; Metazoa; Chordata; Mammalia; Rodentia; Muridae
Source: RefSeq, a predicted model, not a curated record